UUUCAACGAAAGGAACUCAAAUGCAGUAAAAUGUCCAACAACCGGAACGCCGUUCCGGUGCGCUCCGGCUACAGCUCACCCCUGCUUGAAACUCAACAGUUUCAGACACAAUACAAAACGAAUACAAUGGUUCGCCUUUUUGGGGCUUUACUCAUUUUAGGGUUUGCUAGCUUGGUGUACUGUCAAUUGUGCAAAUGUCGGCCGACUAUUAUUGAUUGGUACUCUCCGUGUGAAGGGGAGAAGGAAUGCAUGCGGUAUCUUUGUGAUGUGAUCAGAAAGGAUCCAACAGGGAGGGAAAUAAGGGUACCAGCUACUUGUUGCCUUCCCAGUUCAGAACCUGAGAGAUGUGGCGAAUCCUGCAAAUGCAGAAAUAGGAUCGUGUAUCACGAAUACGAGGGCAAUCACUAUGAAGUGCCACAAUGUGGGUGUUCUAAAGAAUAUUGAUCCAAGGACAUUUGAACGGACAAAUGUAUUCGUUUGAAUUGAAAGUCAAUGAAUACAAUUAAAAUAUAAAAGUG
Styela clava is the source of this 518-nucleotide messenger RNA. NCBI's taxonomy places the organism in Eukaryota, Metazoa, Chordata, Ascidiacea, Stolidobranchia, Styelidae. The record is from RefSeq and is a predicted model, not a curated record.